AUGUCGUCCGGUCGUAAGUGCAACAACUGCGGCAGUGCCGACAUCGAAGUGGACAAUGCACGAGGCGACGCCGUGUGCACGAACUGCGGAUCAGUGCUGGAAGAUAAUAUUAUCGUGUCUGAGGUACAGUUCGAGGAAAAUGCUCACGGUGCAUCCAGUGCCGUCGGUCAGUUUGUUGCGUCCGAUUCGCGAGGCGGCGCGACGGCGUACGGAAAGUUUCACGUCGGUACCGGGACCGAGUCGCGCGAGGUUACUCUACGGAAGGCACGCCAAGGAAUUGCGCUUCUGUGCAGCCAGCUCCGGCUCAACAAUCACUGCAUCGAGACGGCGUGCAAUUUCUUCAAGAUGGCCCUCAUACGCAACCUGACCCGUGGUCGGCGCAACACGCAUAUCUAUGCUGCUUGCGUUUAUAUCACGUGCCGAACGGAAGGAACCUCCCACCUACUGAUCGAUAUUAGCGAUGUGCUACAAAUUUGCUGCUAUGAGCUUGGACGGACCUACUUGAAGCUUUCGCAGUCGCUGUGUAUUAACAUUCCGUCGAUCGAUCCGUGCAUCUACAUUAUGCGGUACGCCAACAAGCUGGAGUUUAAGGAGAAAACACACGAGGUCUCGAUGACGGCCCAGCGGCUGGUGCAGCGCAUGAAGAAGGACUCGAUCCACUCGGGGCGCCGUCCGUCCGGGUUGUGCGGGGCGGCGCUACUGCUCGCGGCCCGCAUGCACGACUUUAGUCGCACACCGAACGACAUCGUGCGGAUAGUGAAGAUCCACGAAUCGACGCUCCGGAAGCGGCUGUUCGAGUUUGGCGAAACACCCAGCAGCGCCCUAACACUGGACGAGUUUAUGGCGGUCGACCUGGAAGCGGAACAGGAUCCGCCCGCGUUCAAGGCGGCCCGCAAGAAGGACAAGGAGCGCCUGCAGAAGCUGGAGGAACAAACAACGGAGUUCAAUCAGCUGCAGGCCGAAAUCGAUGCGGCCCUCGAUCGGGAGAUGAAUGGUCGGGGCAGCAAGCGCCGGAAACACAGGAUGGAGUUUAACGAGCUACAGGAGGGUGAUCAGUUCAUCGAGGAGUCGACGAUGUCCGUUAUUAGCGAGUGCUUGAAUGAUGCGGCCGCCGGUGGUGAAACGACUGCGGCGGCAAAAAUGGACGUUCAAAUAGAGCUGAAGCCCCAAAUACCGGAAGGAAUCAAGCCCGAUUUGAAAGCGAUGUGUAAGAACACGAUGGAAGAGGUGGGACCCAGCUCGGAGCAGGGCGAGCACGGCAGCGGGGAGCUGCUAACGGACGACUUUAACGACGAUGAAAUCGACGGCUACAUUAUGACCGAGGAGGAGGCCAAGAACAAGAACGUGCUGUGGGAGCAGCUGCACGAGGAGUACCUUAAAGAGCUGAAGAUCAAGGAAGAGCGCCUCGCCAAGGAGCGCGAGGAGGGCAAGCCGGAGAAGAAGAAGCGACGGACGGCGAAGAAAAAAUUGAUCGGCCCAUCGUCGACGGCCCGCGAAGCGAUCGAAAAGAUCCUGCAGGAGAAGAAGAUAUCGAACAAGAUUAACUACGACAUCCUGAAGACCCUGACGGACAGUGCGACGGAACCGGCGGUCGCUUCCACGUCAGAUGCCGUCAUCGCCACCGUCAAAUCGGAGGCGAACGAUAUCGACAUUUUAUCUCGGGUGCGCCCGAAACCGGAGAAGGUGUUGGCGGGCAGCAGUUCGGGCGAAGCUGCCGGCGGUAGUGUGAAAUCUACGAAACCGAACUUUGGCUACGGCUCUAACCGAAAGAAACAGCAAGCGCAAGCCACGCUGCCGGUGGUCGUCAGCGGUGGGGCGGACGAUGAAGCGUCAAAAGUCAAGGUCGAAGAAGCUGCACCUAAAACUGCUCAAGACACGACGAUCGACGAUUUUGAUGAGGAGGCGGACGGGGAACCGGAACCGGAGCCGGAGCCUGAGUCGGAACACAAGUCACUUGCCGAUAUGCUCAACACCGGCGACGAUGACGAUUAUUAUGGCUACGAUGAAGACUACUAGAAGCUAGUGCGACCGGGUAGAAUUGAUCUUUUAGCUUAAGAUUCUGACGCUCACUUGAUCAAAUUAGUCUUAUUUUCGUACUUUAGAAUUUAAAGGCAAGUCUGACACAAACAGGUGACUGGUGUGUGGGUAGGACGUUACUCCUGUGACCAGC
Anopheles cruzii is the source of this 2170-nucleotide messenger RNA. RefSeq names its product transcription factor IIIB 90 kDa subunit (gene Brf). Gene Ontology annotation, cellular component: nucleus; transcription factor TFIIIB complex; transcription preinitiation complex. The record is from RefSeq and is a predicted model, not a curated record. Gene Ontology annotation, biological process: transcription preinitiation complex assembly; transcription by RNA polymerase III; DNA-templated transcription initiation. Lineage: Eukaryota; Metazoa; Arthropoda; Insecta; Diptera; Culicidae. Gene Ontology annotation, molecular function: TBP-class protein binding; RNA polymerase III type 3 promoter sequence-specific DNA binding; RNA polymerase III general transcription initiation factor activity. The transcript is spliced from 4 exons. The coding region runs from base 1 to 2016 and encodes 671 amino acids.